Molecule: messenger RNA, 1491 nt
Organism: Spodoptera exigua (beet armyworm)
Lineage: Eukaryota; Metazoa; Arthropoda; Insecta; Lepidoptera; Noctuidae
Source: the annotation of a GenBank genome assembly
CUUUAUUCGUCUUUAAAAAAGACAAUUGACAGUAAAUUGUAAAAAAACUAUAAAAUAUAAUGGCGAUGGUGGCGAUUGCAUAUUGACUCAAAGAGAAAACAUUGAAUUAGAAAGACUAAUAAUACUGAAAUUAUUAGUUCCAUACGCUUAGCUACCUUGAUUUGAGUGUUACAUAUCUUAAUCUACUAUUAAUUAUAACAUCAGCACGAAAUGGCUGUCGAAUCUGUACAAAUAUUGAGACGAAAUCGACCCGGUUCUAAAGCAAAGGAUUUUUGCCGCUGGCCAGACGAACCCUUUGAGGAAAUGGAUAGUACCCUUGCAGUCCAACAAUUCAUACAACAAACGAUACGCCGUGAUCCUUCGAAUCUUGAAGCUAUUCUGAAAAUGCCCGAGGCUCAAGACGAGGGUGUAUGGAAAUAUGAACAUUUGAGACAAUUUUGCAUGGAGUUAAAUGGAUUGGCUGUAAAAUUACAAGCUGAAUGUAAACCAGAAACUUGUACACAAAUGACUGCUACUGAGCAAUGGAUCUUCCUUUGUGCUGCACAUAAAACUCCAAAAGAAUGUCCUGCUAUUGACUAUACAAGACACACCUUAGAUGGAGCUGCCUGCUUGCUUAACAGUAACAAGUAUUUUCCUAGCAGGGUGAGCGUCAAGGAAUCAUCAGUAGCUAAACUGGGUUCAGUUUGCAGAAGAGUCUACAGAAUAUUUUCUCAUGCAUACUUUCACCAUAGGGCUAUCUUUGAUGCCUUUGAGAAAGAAACUCAUCUGUGCAAAAGAUUUACUUAUUUUGUUACAAAAUAUUUAAUAAUUGCAAAAGAUAUUCUGAUUCUACCUAAGCUGGAUGAUGAAACACCUGUUGGUGAAUCAGAAGCCUGAGGUUUAAAGAAAUAAUUUGGUUCUAAUUUUGAAUCAAAUUAUUAACAUUACUGACUGUUGUGUUCACAACAAUUUGUGACGAUAACUGAAGUUACACUAUUAAUAGUCCUCACUGUAACUUUUUAAACCAUAUAUUUCAUGAAUAUUAAUUUUAGGCAAAUAGAGAUCCAAGAUACUAAUUAAGUCUGGACUAUACUUAUUGUUACUUAACAUAGUAUAGAGUUGAGAUGUAUGUAAUCAUUGCAUUUAUAGCUUAUUGUGUAAAGAUGUCUAAAAUUGAAUCCCUAUUUAUAUGCAUAGUACCUACCUAGGAUUUUAAUUAUGUAUGUGAAAUUAGAUCAUGUUAUUAAUGAUUAUGCUCUCAAAAAUUAGCAUGUGUAAUAUUCUUGUGUCAAGUAAAUACCCAAUAUGAUAUUUAUAAAAAUAAACCUAAGUAAAAUCGUGAGUUUAUUAUUGUAAUCUCUCUUAUUUCUUGUGCACAAUAAAACAAGUUAUUUAAAAGUAAAUUGUUUAUGUUUUCUUAUGUUUAAAUGGUUUCUUGGGUUUAUGUGAUUGGUUUUGCUUUGAGUUGCUGCUUUGUUCCUUUUGCCAAAACUUCUUUCCAUUAAGACUUUG